AGCACAGGCAGUCCUCUCCUCUUCCACCCAAAGAAAGAGCUCACCUUGAUUACCCUUACCCUCCUCCCACUAAUCACGCUAAUUUGCUAGCUCGACUCCUAGCUACCUUCAUCAGCAAUGGAGGCGCCUUUCUUCUUCUUCCUCCUCCUCCUAGUCUCCUCCUCCCCUUCCACCGCCCGCCUCUCCGCCUAUGGCGUCAACACCGAAGUGCGAGCUCUGAUCGAGAUCAAGAACCUGCUCGAGGACCCCCAUGGCGUGCUCAAGAGCUGGGAUCAGAACUCCGUCGAUCCCUGCAGCUGGGCCUUGAUCACCUGCUCCCCGGACUCCCUCGUCACUACCCUGGAAGCUCCAGGCCAGCAUCUCUCUGGCCUGCUCGCGCCAAGCAUCGGCGACCUGACCAAUCUUGAGACUAUUCUCCUGCAGAACAACAACAUAAGUGGGCCAAUCCCAGCAGAGAUUGGCAAGCUGGCAAACCUCAAGAGACUUGAUCUCUCCAGCAACCAAUUCCAUGGUGAAAUCCCCUGCUCUGUGGGCCACCUCAAGAGCCUCCAGUACUUGAGACUGAACAACAACACCCUGUCUGGUCCAAUUCCUUCUGCAUCAGCUAACCUGUCGCACCUUGUUUUCCUAGAUUUGUCUUACAACAACCUGAGUGGUCCGAUACCGGCAUCAUUGGCAAGAAGAUACAACGUAGUGGGGAAUCCCCUCAUCUGCGAGCAAGAUUGCUACAGGAUGGCGCCGAUGGCGAUGUUCCAUUAGAUCAAGAAGAUUUUACUGUUCCGUCUGUUCUUCAAAUGCUGCUUACUGAAAGAGCAAAUGGAGAACGCCGUCUCUAAAUAAUUACUACCUCUAUCCUUUAAUAUUUGACGUUGGUUAGCUCAAUUUCGAACUAAGCAACGUCAAACAUUAAAAAACAUAAAAAAAAUGUGGGACUACUUACUAUUUGAUGUUGCUUUUAUUAGUUUGAUGUAAGCUCCUAGAGUGAGCUUACUUUGAAAUGUACUAUUAUGUAACACUACUCAAUAAAGAGUCUUUCUGGACUAAUGAUUGCCUGUACCUUGGAUUA
Messenger RNA from Oryza sativa Japonica Group (Japanese rice), 1066 nucleotides. Its product is annotated as LRR receptor kinase SERL2-like. Gene Ontology annotation, molecular function: protein binding. The record is from RefSeq and is a predicted model, not a curated record. NCBI's taxonomy places the organism in Eukaryota, Viridiplantae, Streptophyta, Magnoliopsida, Poales, Poaceae.